AACGCAAAAUCUGGUAUUCUGAUCCAUAAUUUAGAGUUUGAGGGAAAAGGGGGGGUGGGCGAUCCCAACCACAGAAUAUCGCAUCGAAUCGCAGGAAAUGGAAUUGUUUUGAUGUCCAAACAAGGCAAAUGAAGUGUCGUGUUUCAAUCUUUCUGUUAUCCCUAAUCCUUCUCUUCUUCUUCUUCUUCUUCUUCUUCUUCAGCUUAUCCGCCUCACAAUCCCAACAACUCUCUCUUCCCUCUCUACCAGCACCCUCGCUUAAACCGGCCACGGCACUUGUUGCUGCCCUCGAUGGCACUAUGUAUUUGGUGGACAGUGUUUCUGGGAGGGUUUUUUGGUCUUUUUCAACUGGAUCUCCCAUCUACCACCACUCCUAUCGUGCUCCCAUCAAUGACCCUGAGGACAACAACGUUACCGGUCUCAUCGAAUGCGGAGAUGACUGGGAAUUGAUCGUCCACGAUGCUCGCUUUGGUAAAACGAGACUCUCCGAAUCAAUUGCAAAUUAUGUUGCUUUAACCCCUACCGAAACAAAGGAGGGAGCAUCGAUAUUUGGAUCCAAAAAAGACACUAUGUUUGAAGUGGAUGCUAAAACUGGAGCGCUUGUUCGAACGCACUAUGAUCUUGAUAAUGCUUCUAAUGUGGUGUUGAGUGGUGAUGAUCGGCUGCAGCGUGUUACAACUACAAAGAAUAAUGAGCUUGUUGAUCCUGCACAGCUGGACUCACCUGAGUUUUUGCUCAAGAUAACUAGGUCUGAUUAUGUUUUGAAAUCUCUUGGUAAAGCAGGAAUAGUUUUGUGGACUAUGAACGUGGCAGAAUUUAAGGCUAGAUUAAUUUGCCAACAUAAUGAAAAUCCUUCUGGAAGGGAUUCGUUUGAUGCAGAGGAUGGGUAUGUUGUAGACCGUGGCUUAGAUUUUGCUAUGCCGUAUGCAUGUUGGGACAUGAAACUGAAUGAAGUCUACCGCCAACGCAAGAAUUUUCUGUUACAUCCUGCUGACCCUGGAAGAUUGUCUGGUAUUUAUCAAGAGAAUAUUAUGCUCCCAUUCCAUACUUCAGAGCUGAUGCUUCCAUCACAACCUGAUAUGGAUGGAUUUAUCCUUGGUCAGGGCGGUAAUAUGAUGCUACCUUUGCCCAUAUCAAAUUCUUUGCCCUCUUUGCAACAAAAACUCGAUUUCUGUGAGAGCAAUGAUAAUGUAGCCAUGCUCCCUUGGCCUCUUAUGGAGAUCAGUACACAAGAGGAAGUUGAUCCAAAAAAGGUGAUUGAAUGGUCAACAACACUACCCCUUAUAUUAUUUACCAUCUUUCUUGGCUUUUUUGUUUUCUACCACUAUUUGGUGGUUACAAAUAAAGACCAAAACAGGGAGUUAAAUUCAAGAAGUUUACCUCCUAAGAAGAAGAAAGCACGCAAGUCAGUAAAGAACAAUAUCACCAUUGACAACAGACAGGAUAAACCUAUGUCAUCAGCUGAGGAGGAUAAACUAGCACGUAAGGAGACAAACACUGAUACAUAUACACAAAUGCAAGUUGAUGGACGCAGAAUUGGUAAACUGUUUGUGUCAAACAAAGAAAUUGCUAAGGGAAGCAAUGGUACCAUUGUUUUUGAGGGGACAUAUGAAGGCCGAGUUGUUGCUGUCAAACGUCUUGUCAAAGCCCAUCAUGAUGUAGCCCAUAAAGAAAUCCAAAAUCUCAUUGCAUCUGAUAGACAUCCAAACAUUGUUCGAUGGUAUGGGGUGGAAUGUGAUCAUGAUUUUGUUUAUCUUGCUCUAGAACGUUGUACAUGCAACUUGGAUGAUUUAAUUCAUAUGUACUCUGAUAUAUCAGAGAACCCGACAAUUUGCGAGGAUCAAUAUUCUAAUUUUUUUAAAAAUGCUCGAAUCGAUACGAGGAAUGAUAUGCGAUAUCUUUGGAAAGCAAAUGGAUUUCCAUCACCUCUGUUACUGAAACUGAUGAGGGAUGUAGUUUCUGGACUUGUUCAUUUGCAUGAACUAGGAAUAAUACAUCGAGAUUUGAAACCCCAAAAUGUUUUGAUAUUAAAAGAAAAAUCAUUAUGUGCAAAGCUUUCUGAUAUGGGAAUUAGUAAACGCCUUCUUGAGGAUAUGUCUUCUUUGGGUCACACUGUUACUGGCUGUGGAAGUUCAGGGUGGCAAGCACCGGAGCAACUUGUUCAAGGACGUCAAACACGAGCUGUGGAUUUAUUUAGUUUAGGUUGCAUUCUCUUUUUCUGCAUGACUGGAGGAAGACAUCCAUUUGGAGAACGUCUUGAGCGGGAUUUCAAUAUUGUGAAAAAUCAAAAGGAUCUUUUCUUAGUGGAGUUUAUUCCUGAAGCCGACGAUCUUAUUUCUUGUUUGUUAAACCCUAACCCUGAUCUCAGACUAACAGCGAUUGAAGUAUUGCAUCAUCCUCUUUUUUGGAGCUCUGAGAUGAGACUUUCAUUUCUUCGUGAUGUAAGUGACAGAGUGGAACUUGAAGACAGAGAAAUUGAUUCUGAUCUUUUGAAGGCUCUAGAAAGCAUUGCUCCACUGGCUUUAGGUGCAAAAUGGGAUGAGAAGCUAGAUCCUGAUUUCAUAACUAACAUUGGUCGUUACCGGAGAUAUAAAUAUGACAGUGUUCGACACUUGCUGAGGGUCAUGAGAAAUAAGCUAAAUCACUACAGGGAAUUGCCUCAAGAAAUUCAGGAACUGAUAGGACCUGUUCCGGAAGGAUUCAAUGACUACUUUGCAAGUCGAUUUCCAAGACUCUUAAUUGAAGUGUACAAAGUUAUAUACAAAAGUUGCAAGGACGAUGAAUGUUUUCAGAGAUAUUUUAGAUACAUUAACUAGUGCCUUGUUGCUCGGAUGGCUUGACAAUUCAUCAGCAGGAAAAAAAAUGGUUGAUUGCAGCAUGGAGCAAAAUCUAUUUACAUUUAUAGAAUGGAGCAGUAGACUUGUCAGGUAAUAUAAUGUACAUAUGUUGCCAUUCGCCAUUGAUUAAUCUACCCCAAAGUUACAAUGGAACACCAUCUAAUCCCUAGACCCUAGUGUUCAGAGGAUUCAGCCAAAUGUACAUUAAUAUAUUUUACAUGGCUUUGAUGUGAAGGUGGGAGAGAAUUCUUGAAUGAUUACCUUUUUACUUUAACUCUCUCAGUCAUAUAGAAAUUAAGAAUUGUAAAAAACUUCAAAUGUUUCGAAGGUCUAUACAGACAGGAAUUAGAAGCAGGCAGUUAGUUCAUGUAUAACCAAAAUAAAUGAUUAUUAUGACAUCUCAAAUAUCCCGUGCUUGAAUUUUUCAUCUGAUUUCGCUCUAUAUUGUGUAUUCUACGAAAAUCUAAUAGAAGGAGUGGAAGUUGAAAAUUUUGUA
Molecule: messenger RNA, 3333 nt
Organism: Glycine soja
Lineage: Eukaryota; Viridiplantae; Streptophyta; Magnoliopsida; Fabales; Fabaceae
Product: serine/threonine-protein kinase/endoribonuclease IRE1a-like
Exons: 6
Coding region: 129-2816 (895 amino acids)
Biological process (GO): IRE1-mediated unfolded protein response; mRNA processing; protein phosphorylation
Cellular component (GO): IRE1-TRAF2-ASK1 complex
Molecular function (GO): RNA endonuclease activity; protein serine/threonine kinase activity; ATP binding
Source: RefSeq, a predicted model, not a curated record